GUCACCCUUGAGAUUGUCAGUGAUUUCGUAUCAGAAAAGUCUACGCAAGACCAUCAAUCUCCUUAGGAGCUAGCCAGCCAAUCGGACAAGUUUUAGAGCUUCAUAGCUUCUUGGAACAUAUUGGCACAAGUGCACUUCUCGACGAAACCCAUCGUAUCCAUCCAGAUUUGUGCUCAGCUCUGGAUUCUAACUGCAUCUAGCCAUGACAUCUUCUUUCCUCACACACCUUGAUUUCUAAUCCUGUCCGCCUAUCCUUGUCUUUCCGCACAAUCCACAAUCGCCAUCAUGUCCGCAUUUCGAAACCUGAGUUCGGAAAGCGGUCUGACGCCCUUAAUUGUGAAUAAUCGGAAGGGUUGCAUUGAUUUGGAUGGGAAACCCAUUCCACAUGGCUUUUUGUUCGCCCCAGGUCCGGAUGAAUGCUUGGUAUGCACUUGUUCUGACGGUUUGCAAAGUUUGUGUAGGACCGUUUUGUGCUCGCCGCCUCCGGAUUGUAAAAGUCUGAGAGUUGGCAAUCAGUGUUGUCAGUGGAUUUGCUUGGAUGAUAUUCAUCCCCAUGGAGGUAGUGACUUUGAUCCCCAUAACUUGGGUAACAGUGGGGUAGUGGAUAUCAAACUCCGUUUGGUAGCUAGUGCCGUCAUGGCCAUUUUCUCGUUGGCCUUAUUAGCCUUUCUUAUAUAUCGGUUGCGUAAACGAAAACUUAAUCAACGGCGCGAGCAAAGGAGUCGCGAAAGCGACGACGAUAUGAGUGUGGAUAGUGUUGCCCAAGCCCAUUCGCUCCGGGCCUCAUCUUACCCGAUGAGCGUCAUGCCCACCCAUCGGAGUUAUUGGCACCAUUUGGCGUGGUGGAAGCCUAACCACGACAUGUUUGAGCAGCGACCCGCUCCUCCCUCGUAUGAUGACGCCAUGAUGCAGGCCCGAGGCCACGAGAAUGACAGUUUGGGAUCAUCAAGUGGCUCCGAGGCCCCGCCAUACUCGGAGAUCCAUUUAGAUCCCGUCAUCCCCGAACCGUCAGAGUGGUAUUGUCAGCAGAACCAAAGUGGCUCGCCUCCGCCCGUGCCUCAACCCCACCCCUCGCCGAGACCCUCAGCCAUUCCUGGAGCGGCAUUGGUCCUCCCAUCACCCGCACCCACGUCCCCUCGACUCAAUCACGUUCUAAACAGCGAAUUAGCUCAAGAUGCCGCAGCAGCUCUCGGUGAAACGUCCGUCACACAUGCGCAAGUCAUCGCGGCUGAGAAUGACCCUACUCCAGUGGUCGUGGUCAAUCCGUGCGAGGAAGAUCAAGUGAGGCGGGCCAAGUUGCCCAAAGUUAUUCGUCGGAUGCGUGCCCGUUCUAGAGAGGGCAUCGUGAUUCCCAAUGAGACGAAUUGUCAGCGCUACUCCUUACAACUUCACGUUGACGUGAGCCCAACGUCAGAGACAAUGCCAAAUUUACGGGUUUCGCCGCGUCAUUGCGGUCAGUUUGGUGACGCAGAAAGUGAACGGGAGAGCACUGGAGCUGCCACGAACCGCAUAACCACCCAUGAAGAACAAAUCUGAAGCAUUUAGCCAUAUCUGAAGUUGUUAACCUUCUCCAUACCGUUCAAGAAUGGAAUUCGUUAGUCACCGGGAAUUGUGCCAACGAUAUCUCAUGUGUUCUUAAUCUCUUAUACGGUGUUCAUUAACGUUAUUUCCCCAACCCUACUAUUCCCUCUCCUCUCAUAAUUUUAUAUAUUGCGACAUGAGACUGUUAUUGGCCUUUUUCGCUUAAACCUGUUCCUCAUGAAUAUCUUCUAAAUAUCAAUUGAAGGGUGUUUCGCCCUUCACGAUUGCUUUGUACAAAGCUCUGUCCAUUUCAAACAACGAAUCUCGUUCCUCCACGAUUAGUGACCUGGUCUUACCCCCUAAUAAAUUGUUGAAUUACUCAUCAAA
Molecule: messenger RNA, 1908 nt
Organism: Tigriopus californicus
Lineage: Eukaryota; Metazoa; Arthropoda; Copepoda; Harpacticoida; Harpacticidae
Product: integral membrane protein DGCR2/IDD-like
Exons: 1
Coding region: 286-1536 (416 amino acids)
Cellular component (GO): membrane
Molecular function (GO): protein binding
Source: RefSeq, a predicted model, not a curated record